Messenger RNA from Macroventuria anomochaeta, 1608 nucleotides. Its product is annotated as GroES-like protein. The coding region runs from base 364 to 1128 and encodes 254 amino acids. Gene Ontology annotation, biological process: butanediol biosynthetic process. NCBI's taxonomy places the organism in Eukaryota, Fungi, Ascomycota, Dothideomycetes, Pleosporales, Didymellaceae. Gene Ontology annotation, cellular component: cytoplasm. Gene Ontology annotation, molecular function: (R,R)-butanediol dehydrogenase activity. The transcript has 2 exons. The record is from RefSeq and is a predicted model, not a curated record.
GUCCCAACAACAGGAAGAACCCGUGCUGCCGCGCUGGGCUGACGCUUACGCUGACGCCGGGGGCUGAGGGCUCCGUGUUUGCGUGAUGGCUUAAGAUGUACUUCGCCCUGCAUUAAGACUGAUGGAUGAUCAUCCAUCAAUCACUUUGUUACAAACACUUUGCUCCUAGCCCACUUGCUCUCUGUGAGUCCAUCGUGUCGGACCGUGACCGUGUGUAUCAACAAGAGGAGAGGUCGUUUACCAGACCACAAGAGAAGAACAAAUGUCUGCCAUGAUCGAAUGCGCGUUCAUCAACAGUGUGAUCACCACCGAUAGCAAUCGCGAUACUACCUCAAGGGUCCGAAACGCAGAUAUUGUACAAACAUGCACGCAGCAAGACACUAUGGAAAAGAGAAUACCAGCAUUGAGGAUGAUGUGGCUGAGGCCAAGCGCGGCGCAGGACAAGUCCGAGUCGCACCGGCGUACGUAGGAAUUUGCGGCACCGACCUGUACGAAUACCUUGGCGGCUCAACCUCCGCGCCCACGAAACCGCAUCCAUGCACCCACGAUACAAUCCCCAUCACACUGGGCCACGAGCUUUCAGGCGUAAUAACGGAACUUGGGUCCGACAUGGCCGGCUUCACCGUCGGUCAGCAGUACGUCGUCCAACCCACCAUCGCCUGCGGCACAUGCCACGCCUGUCUCGCCGGCAUUGAAAACGUGUGCUGCAAUGGCGGCUUCAUCGGCCUAUCUGGCGGCGGAGACGGGCUGAGCGAGAGCGUCGUUGUGGCCGAGAAAGCGAUCAUCCCUCUCCCAUCAAACAUCCCGCUCGGUGUCGGUGCUCUGGUUGAGCCGCUCAGUGUAGCCUGGCAUGCUGUAUUUGCCGUGCCCCUGACCACGGAUUCCGUUGCGCUAAUUCCAGGCGGUGGACCGAUGGGUCUCGCAGUUGUCCACUGUUUGCGCACAAAAGACGUGCGCAAAAUCAUCAUGAGCGAAGUAUCUUCCUCGCGGCAGCGGUUCACGCGAGUUCGGCGCACAUCACGUCCUGGACCCGAAAACCCACGACACCGUCAAGGUCAGCAGAGAGCUGAGUGGUGCAGAUGGGCCCAAUGUCAUGUUCGAUUGCGCGGGUGUGCUGGCGAGUAUUGAGACGGCGUGUACAGCAGUAGGUGCUCGGGGCACUGUGGUGAACGUGGCGAUCUGGGAGAAGGCGGUGCCAUUCAAUCCGAAUAUGCUGGUGUUUGAGAGACGAAGUAUACGGCGGUGUUGGGGUAUCAGAGGAGGAAUUUUGAGGCUUUUGUUGAGCAGUUGGCUACAGAUGAGUUGCUGUAUGAGUGAAAUGGCGGGAUAUUUGCUGAUAUGAUAAAGGGAAUCUGAAGCCGUGUCAGAUAAUCAUGAGUAAGAUUCAGAUGGACGAUCUGGUUGAAGGUGGAAUUAAGGCGCUUAUUCAUGAUAAGGAGAGUCGCGUUAGAUUCUUGGUAGAGGUUGGUGGGUUUAUUUGUAUUGAUUCAGCGGUGCAUUAAUUGAAUUAUGUGGCUCAAGGCGGCGAGCAAUCUCCGGUAGCUCCCUAUGAGGUCCUAAGGUUAGAGCGCCGGUGUUAGCAGUAGAUGUCCAACAAACAACUAAAAA